Molecule: messenger RNA, 2247 nt
Organism: Adineta steineri
Lineage: Eukaryota; Metazoa; Rotifera; Eurotatoria; Adinetida; Adinetidae
Source: the annotation of a GenBank genome assembly
AUGUCACAUACGCCAACAAAAAAAAGUGUUUUUGAUCGUAUUGGAGGAAAUUCUGCAUCACCUUCUGCACCGACUAAUACAAAUAAUAAAAGUACACAUGGUUUUUGUAAUUCAUUUAUUAAAAAUGGAUCAUGUCCAUUAGGUGAUACUUGUAAAUUUAUUCAUGAACAACCGAAUCUCGAUAAACAACCAGGAUUAAAAGAAGAACUUCGUAUUACAAAAACAAUAACCCAAGUUGUUGAUAUGGCAUCACCACCUAUAAAAAGUACUGUAACUAUAUCAAAUGAACAAAGACCUGUUGUUAUUUCAAAUUCUAUUCAAUCACAUCGAACUGUUAUUGAAAGUAUUACAACAUCAACUGAACAUUCAGAUCGUCGAUUGAGUAGUUCUGAUCGUAAACAAUCUCAAAGUCGUAGUUCCAGUUCGAAAAACAAAUCAUCAUCAUCAAAUACAAAUGAAUCAUCCAAGAAAAAAAGUUAUUCGUCCUCCUAUGAAAAUCGUCAUACAUCAAACAAAAAACAACGUACUAUGGAUAGUGAUUCAUCUGUUAGUUCCGCAUCCGAUUCUGAAUAUCUUCAUUCAUCACAAAAACAUAAAAAGAAAUCUUAUCAUUCAACAUCAUCAUCGAAAUCAAAAAAACAUCCAUCCGUAUCACCAUCAAAUCAUGAUGAUGAAGAAACUUUAAAUGAUCAAUUAUUACGACAAACACAAUCAUAUAAUCGAUCACCUAAACGAACAAUAGUUAUAACAAAACGAAAAAAAGAUGAAGCUAUUAAACGAACAAAUAAAGAUUCGAAAAGUAAAACACUUCCAGAUAUUGAAUUUCUUGGAUCAAAAAAAAUCAAAACAGAAAAAAAAUCUGUUGAAACAAUCCAUCAACAAACAGAAAAUAAUAAAAAAUCUUCGGAUAUUAAACGAGAAAAAAAAUCACCAAGUAAAUCAACAGUAGAUCAACAAAGACAUCAUUCAUCUUCGACAAAUACAAGUAGUACAAGUAUUAAUGAAAGAAAUAUACAAAUUAAAAGUGAAGAUACAAAAUCUCAAUCAAAUAAAAUACAGAACUCAUCUGAACGAUAUGAACGAUCUGAUCGUAAUACGUCACAAUCAACUCCACCUAUUGUUCAACUUUCUCCAACACCUCCAAUAGUAACAACAGCAACUGAAAUAUCUGAAAAAGAAUCUAUUGAAAUUCCAAUUGAAACUGAAAAAUCGGUUGUUGUUCAACCACCAUCACCAGUUUUUGUUAUUCUCGAUGAUGAUUCAAGUCCGUCACCAUCGAUUGAUAAAAAAGAUGUUCGACAAACAUCUACAACACCAGUAAAAAAAUCAAAUGACAAUGAUAAAAAUAAUUCUAAAACAAAUAAACGAUCUCGAGAUACCGAUAAAAAUCAUACGAAAGAAAAAAUAAAUGGAAAUACGGAAAUCAAACGUAAACGUCUCAAUGAUGGUAGUUCAAAAAAAGUCACAUCAAAUAGUAAAAGUAGAAAUGAUAGUCGAUCUACUACGAAUCGAUCGGAUGUUCGUCGUAAUGUAAAUACAUCGUCAAGAGAUGAUUCAUCGAGUCGGAAAUAUAAAGAAAAAUCUGAAGUAAAAUCAAAUCGAACUAAUGAAUCCAAAGAUCGAAAUUCAACAAAGUCACGUAAUGAUAAUAUUCGACGAGAUACAACACGAUCUUCAUCAGAAAAAAAACGUUCAAGACAUCGACAUGGAAAAGAAAAAGAUUUAGAAAAUGUUACCGAUUCUGAAGAACAUCUCGAUGAACCAAUUCUACCAAAACCAACGGCACUUGAGAUUUAUAUGUCUAUGGAUUGGUCAUCAUUAUCUCGUGAUAAACGUAUUCCAUUAAAUUCUCAAGUAACAUCACGUAUUACUCGUACUGAUCAUAAUAAUAAUAAUUUUAUUGGUAUAUCGGAACGUUUAUUAACUAAUGUACAAAAAGAAAAACUUAAUGAAUCUCAAUCUCAAUCAUUACCAUUAAGUUCUUUUAUGAAACAAUUACAAACAAAAUCAUCAUCACAAAUUAUUAAUUCUUGUAAUCGUAGAUUUGGUUCUUGUGCGAAAGAUAUGAUUGAUAUGAGACAUAAAUGGUUUACAAGAUCAAUUGAACCAGUUCAACAAUAUGAAUUUAUUAAUAAAGAACAUUAUCUAGCAUUUCAACAAGCUAUUAAUUGUUUAUUAGAUAAAACAUCAAAUGAUGCAUCAACUGUACAAAUUGAAACAACAACUGCUGAUGUUUUAUUAUCUUAA